Messenger RNA from Annulohypoxylon maeteangense, 1123 nucleotides. RefSeq lists its product as uncharacterized. The coding region runs from base 233 to 1123 and encodes 296 amino acids. The record is from RefSeq and is a predicted model, not a curated record. Lineage: Eukaryota; Fungi; Ascomycota; Sordariomycetes; Xylariales; Hypoxylaceae. The transcript has a single exon.
CUGUACCUAUAUAUCAUGUUAUACUCAUUAGAAAAUAUUUGAUACUAUUCUAUGAUACACUAGAGCCUCAUUUACUGUAAUAAAGAAACAUAUCUCCUAAUCAAGAUCGCCAAGCCCCGUAGCUCCCAGGCAGCAACAUCUAGACCAUCUUAAAUCAGCGCCUGUGCCCCCGGCUCAGCUCCAAGCGCCAAGCCGAUACCUAAACACCAACAUCUAUACUUUCACCUCCAUCAUGAAAUCAAAACUCAAAGAUAAGCUUCCGGCUUCAUCCAGCUUCGAAUUCCUAACCUACGAUCCUUCAGCCCCUCAACAAUCCCCACCAGACCUAUCCGUGAAAAAAGAUGCCUUCUGGAGCUACUGCGGGCCUCUCUUGACCUCAGAAGAUGACCUUCCAUCCAGCCUACAAGACUGGACACAAGCCGUUCUCAGCAACUCUCUCCUCCCGCUCCUCCUCCCCUUCCUCGCCUUCGUCAACGAGUUCCUCGAAGCAGAGGGGUUAGACCACUACUGGCUAACGAUCCGCGCCACAAAAGCGACAUCCCAAUUCGACAGACCGCGCUGGCACACCGACGACCUAUUCUUCAGCCGCGGCGGCAGCGGGCUCCGAGAACCCACUCUCCCUUCCUCACCCACAUCAUCCGGAAAGCAAACCAAAACUAAAACUAAACCAAAAUCCUUAGAACAGCAACUAGACCUCCAAACCUCCUGGAAACUCUGCGCCACGCUCCUCGGCCCCUCAACCCUCUUCAUCCCGUCCCCCUCCCAAACCCUCGCGCGUCACACCUCCCAGGCCACCAAAACCCGGCUUUCAACACCCCACCCCUGCACCUCUCUCCGCUGCGCAGCUUGCGCCGCGACUUCCGACUCCGUGCGCGCGUCGCUGAGUACAUCGCUUUCGGGGCUGGGUUUAGUACAGGCAGCAGCGGGACAGGUCGCGGUGUUUAGGAUCGGGAGUGAAGCCGGGGCCGUGCAUUCGGAGCCGGCGCUGAGUGGUGGGGAUAGGGUGUUCGUGAAUGUGGUGCCUGGGCGAAGGGCGGAGUUGGCGGGGUUGGUGAGGAAGUGGGGGAUGAGUUUUCCGCGGUCUUGGUGGAUUGCGCCGGGGGUGGGGAGGGAGGGGCGGUGA